AUGGCUUCUCCAACCACCACCACCACCACCACCGCAACCACCGCUUUCAUGGAACGCCUGACCUACCGCUGCCAUUGUUGCAACUGCGACGUAUCCCCUUCACCAUCCUCCUCCUCCUCUUCCUCCGACACAACCAUCUCCACAACCUCUCUCCUCUGCCCUAACUGCAACUGUGACUGCCUCGAACAAGUCAUUUCCAACAAUAACCCUAACCCUAAUUACCCAAAUCAACAUUCUUCUCAAUUAUCAUUUCCAUCCUUUGAUCCAUCUAUACCGACAACAACCGCCGAUUCCUCCAGGACUUUCCCUUUCCCCUCCGUCACGGCUUCCGACGACAACUUCCUCCUCGACAGCCCUUACCUCCACCGCUUAAUCAAUCAUCUUACUAAUUCCAGUGACUCAUCACCUUCGACAACGACCGUCACAACAUCUCUCCAUCACUCCCCUACAUCGAAGUCCGCCAUCGAAGCCAUCCCUUUGGUUAAGAUCACUUCCGCGUUCCUUGACAUCGAUCCGAUCGUCCUCUGUGCUGUUUGUAAAGAUCAGUUUGUAAUUGAUGACGAGACCAAGCAGUUGCCUUUUGCCAAGAGAACCGAUGUUGAUGAUGAAGCAAUGUUGGGAAUUGGAUUCAGCAAUCUUCAGCACCAAUACAUGCAUUCAGAAUUCGACCCUGAUGUUAUGUUUCCCUUGACUCACAUCGGGCAAACUGUUGAAGUCGAUGUGCUACCUGAUUCCGGACAGGAUAAUGGCUUAGAGACACAGACACCCAGUUGGCCAAAUUGGCGUGUGAAUGGGGUAGCUGUUGAUGGUGGAGACACCGGUGUAAAUGGUGGUUGGAUAGAUGAUUCUGAUUCUGCAAAUUCAAUGCCUUGA
This is a messenger RNA of Lactuca saligna, 873 nucleotides long. Lineage: Eukaryota; Viridiplantae; Streptophyta; Magnoliopsida; Asterales; Asteraceae. The record is from the annotation of a GenBank genome assembly.